Molecule: messenger RNA, 9434 nt
Organism: Pseudoliparis swirei
Lineage: Eukaryota; Metazoa; Chordata; Actinopteri; Perciformes; Liparidae
Product: matrix-remodeling-associated protein 5-like
Exons: 12
Coding region: 1-8247 (2748 amino acids)
Cellular component (GO): extracellular region
Molecular function (GO): protein binding
Source: RefSeq, a predicted model, not a curated record
AUGGAGUGCUGGAACUUCAAAUCAAUAAUAGACCCCAAGGUCCUGGUCCUGGUGCCCCAGUGUGGCCCUCAGGCUCUGAGAGAGCACUCCUUCAAAGUCAGACUUCAGGAAGCGCAGAAGGGGCAGGCCUGUCCCAGGAGCUGCAACUGUUACCAGGCCAACGAAGUCCACUGUACAUUUCGCUCCCUGCUUACCGUACCUUCUGGCUUGCCUCUGUACACACGCCGCAUAAAUUUAGGGUUCAACAGCAUCAGCAGGAUCCAUGACAGUUCUCUGGCUGGGCUGAAGAAGGUGGAGCUUCUGAUGCUCCACAGUAAUAACCUCCACCAUCUCCCAGAUGCAGCAUUCAGAGAUCUGAAAUCACUACAGAUACUAAAGCUGAGUUAUAACAAGCUGAGAGAGAUCUCUUCAUCUUUGACCUUCUCUGGCCUGACCUCACUGCUCCGUCUGUACUUGGAUCACAACCUCCUCCAGCACAUCCACCCCCGGGCCCUGCUCCAGCUGACGAGCCUCCGGGUGCUGCGUCUGCAAGGGAACAGGCUGCAUCAGCUGCACCCUCACAGUCUGUGCACACUUUCCCUACUGAAUACAUAUUACUUCUCUACCCUCAGACAACUAGACCUGUCCAACAACAGCCUAACCUCUCUCCCCAGAGAGACCUUAGCGACAGCACCUCUGUUGGAGACUCUUGCGCUGCAGGCUAAUCCAUGGAGUUGUGACUGUAGUAUGACCUGGUUUCUCACUUGGAGACUGGCUCAUCCAGGCUUAAUGACAUGUUCCAGCGGCCCUCAGUGUCCGAUCUGUGCCUCGCCCAAUUCCCUCCAAGGUCAGGGCUUGAUUAACCAGACGGCACUAGCAUGCACCUUACCUGUUAUCCAAUACCCCGGAAGAGACACACCUUUGGAGAAAGAACUCAGUGAAAUCCAAACAAGGGAAACCUUCCAAGAGUCUUUAGGCACUGCCUCUCUGAGUCUGUCUGAUCAACAGGGCAACAGUGUCGAUCUGGGAUGCAACAUCACUCACUCUUCUGAGUUCCAGGAUAUUGCUCCCCCUCCAGAUCUCUCUCUUUCCUCCUAUUCUCCUCUCCCCCUUGCUCUGUCACUCUCUCUGGAGUGCCCUGUGGAGAAACAGAGCUAUGAAAAUCUUUGGAGGAUUCUUGCUUACUACAGUGAGACUGCGGUUCGCCUGGAGAGGGAGAUCAUGCUGAGUAAAGCCCCGGCGUUGGCCUACCACUAUAGGCAGGCAGCAGAGACAGAUGGACAUUAUUACACUGGAGUCGAAGCUUCCGUGAAAGUCAGACCUCAGUGGCUGCUACAGCCAUCCAUUAGCAUUCAGCUAAACAGAGCGCAGUCUAACGGACACAAAGUCAAACUUAUAUACUCAACAAGGGUCGCCGCUCAUCCGGACCCUGCUUCUAAUCCCUCAACAUCCGCCUCUCGCUCUCACCCAUGGGUGCUUAUUUCAACUAAUCAUACCACCAUGGCCCUGGCUGCAAUAGCAGGCAGUAAGGUGGAGCUAUCAUGUUCUGUUUUAAGUUCUGGUAACCCCAAAGUACGGUGGGUUCUCCCAGAUGGAUCCAUGCUGUUAUCCCCCUCCAGCAGUCUAGAUGGUAAACUCCAGGCUUCAGCCUCUGGAUUACUUCUACACAAAGUACAGCUCUCAGAUUCAGGAAUGUACUACUGCAUAGCCAGGGCAGGCAAGGAUGUAGAUGUUCUCCCCCUGCACCUGGCAGUGGAGGGGUCGUCUGUACCGCCUUCAGGUGAGCAAGUGGGACCUCCUGUCACCGGAAACAUUGGGGAGCCCAUCAGUUUGUCCUGCAAUGCAUCUAGUUCACCAGCACCUCAUAUGAAUUGGGUGUUACCAGAUGGAAACAUAGUAAGGCAGGGGUUUUCUGUAUCAAGUGGGCUCACUAUACAAUCAAAUGGAAGUCUGUCUCUGCCUGACCUGGCUCCGAGGAAUGCUGGUCAUUACCGCUGCAUUGCUGUCAACCAGUACGGAAGUGACUCUCUGUCUAUGCAGCUGGAGUUAAACUCACAGCACCUCCUUCCACUUAGGAUUUUAUUUCCCACAGGGCCACAGUCAGCCGCAGGCAGGUCAACCAAGAUACGCGCUCCAUUACUCGUGGAGGAAGGAUCAGGGGAUGAAAAGGAAGAAGAAGAGAAACGUAUUUUUGGCAAUAGGAAGCACCUAAGACCUCUCCAACCACCCACAAAUAGACGUUAUCCCAUUGGAACACCCAGAAGACCUGGACUGAGGAGGGAUGGCCCCCUGAGAAAAGGAGGAGGGCCUUUAUCAUCCAAUGACCAGAGAAGAAACCGCUUCGAGAACAGACAUAGAUUUACCACAAACAAACAAAGGAUAGACCCUCAGAAGUGGGCUGACCUCCUUGCUAAGAUACGACAAAAGACUGUUCAUACUAAUAACAGCCAGCCCAUCGAAGUAGAAAAGCCCACGACUGAACCACAGGGAGGAGGCAAAAGUGGAGACACAGGAGGACACGAGGGACAUCAUAUUACAGAAAGAGGUAGAACUAAGACAGCAGAUGGGGAAGCAGAAACUGAAGGGUCAUCGGUUGAUGACACUGAUCUAGAAGAGGAAGGUUUACAGCACAAUCAUCCCUUUCAAACAGAAAUACAAAAACACACAGAGACAAACACAGACACCGAAAUAGAGACAGAGAUAAAUAAAGGGGCAGAGGGGUCAAUAGAAACACAAACAGAUAGUGAAAACGAGACAGAGGGAGGGACAGAGAAAGUAAUUCCACAGACAGAGACAGUGACAAUCCCAGAGACACAGGAAGAACUGGUCACAUAUAAGCCGAUCUCAGGAACAAAUGAAAUUGUCCCAGAACCAGGUGAAGGAGGUGAGCCAGAAGCAAUCACUAAACCAUCUAAGACCAGGCCUCAAAGCCCCCCACAGGGACUAUUCCCUAAUUUGGUACCAAACUCUCGGCCUCAAAGGCCUUGGAAUUCUCGCAGGAGAAUCGGACAGCAAAGUCGAAUCAUCAACAGGCCCAGGGGGCGCCCAUUGACCCCACCCCAACCUCCCCCUGUUGCUACCAACCCAAGGUCACACGCUGCAACACCUGACACUACCACAGAUCAAAUGAAUAUGUUGUUGCUGGCGUCCACAACUCCAAAUGAUGUGGCACUGUAUAUUCUGUCUCCCCCUAAUUCUAACACUGAUACUAUCUCCACUUUAAAAUCUGACUCCCCCACAUUGACUCCAUCUUCCUCUGCAAGAACCUCAUUAUCCCCCACAAAGUUACAUAUAGACAUGGUGACUCAUUCAGCCAACAACCCAGACACUGCAGGGUCCACUCUUUUCAACCCCGCAACAACAGAACCCACUCACUUGGAUACUGCAAUCGCACAGACAGAUGAGCCACACACACACACCAGGACAUAUUCACAUGACAUACAGAGACACACAGAAACACACACCGCCUUAGGUAAACAUGUUGAUGGACCCCCAAGCAAACACAUUGAAGAGCUGUGGAUGAAUGUGUUGGGUGUACCAUAUGAAUCCCAGUCCUCCACCUCUCUUCUACCCACUUCUUCCUCCAUUACUUCAUCUCCAGUCCCCAGCACAACAACUACUGCAAACAUCCCAACAACCCCUUCUAUUACUCCCAUCAUGCCUAUUACAACUGCCAUUAUUAUCCCAACACCCAGCACAACCAAAAGUACUACAGCUACUCCUACCUCUACUUCUACUACAACUACUACUACCAUAACUCCUUUUGUUACAUCUACUACUCCCACUUCCACGACUACUUCCUCAAUUAGAUCUUCUGCUACUUCUUUUACUACUACAACUACCUCUACAAGUACUACAAUCUUAUUCAAAUCUAUUCAUACAAUUCGCAACCCCACUUCCACUACUAUGACUAGUACUAGUACAACUACUUCACCUAUGAGUAGGACUAGAUUUGCCAUCUCAACCAAAACUCCUUCAACUACCGCAAAGGUAGCUAUACCGAGUACAUCACCUACUACUACGACAACAACAAUAAUGACAUCAACAAGUAGCACAGCAUCAUCCAGAGAGAGGCCGAGCGUUGUCCAUGUUGACCCCAAAAGGAGGCCCGUUUCUGGGGUUCCAAACCAAAGUCGACCUUCUACUGAGAGGAAGAACCCUGCUGCCAAUUCUAUUCCUGAUUCACAUGGCAGCAGGCCACACUGGGUCCCCUCGCCAUCACUCGCUGCCGCCCCUGUGGCCCCAGUAGUAAGAUCCAGACCGAGGUUUGCAGACCCACACAUCAGGACAGCGUCGUUCCCAGCAGAGAGCACUGCUAGGCUGGCUUGUGAAGCUCAAGGAGAGCCAAAGCCCUCAAUCACAUGGACGAAGGUCGCCACAGGAGCGGUGAUGUCAAUCAACUCCAGGGCUCAACGUUUUGAGGUCUUGCCAAAUGGCACCCUUGUUAUCCACAAUGUUCAGCUACAGGACAGGGGCACGUAUAUCUGCAGUGCCCACAGCUUUAUUGGUCGUGACAGAUUGCUAACAACCCUUGAAGUAUGGACCCGCCCCCCUCGGAUGCAGCUGGCCAGCUACAAAGAAGCUACCAUUCAUCUGGGUGGAGAGGUGCACUUGGAGUGCCAGGCGGAUGGUGUUCCCAGCCCCCUGCUCUCUUGGGUUCUUCCAGAUCGUUCUGUCUUGACCUCCACUGCUGCCUCCACCAGUCGCAUUACUAUGGACAAAAAUGGAACCCUCCACAUCCCAGUAACUUUACCGAGUGACAGCGGAGUGUAUCGCUGCGUGGCCUCGAACUCAGCAGGUGCUACCAGUGCCUCUGUCCGUGUUCAUGUGUCCUCACUGCCCCCGGUGAUACAGCAACCCAGAGAGGAACACCUGUUCUUGUUUCCAGGAAGGCCUGUUUAUGCUCACUGCUCUGCCCGAGGUGCCCCGCCACCAACUCUGCGCUGGCGAAUCCCAGAUGGGACUCUGGUCCGCCCAUCCCAGUUUCUCCAUGGCAACCUUUUUGUCUUGUCCAAUGGGACACUACAUAUUCGAGGAGUUGGACCAAAGGACUCAGGGAAUUACGAGUGCACAGCAAGUAAUGCUGUUGGAGCCGAUAAGAGAACAGUGAGGCUAGACAUUGAAAGGGGAGCAGAAGGAGAAAGGAGACUAAACAACCCCCCUUUAACUUCACCUCAUCAUGACAGAACUCUGUCCAUCCCUAGCCACCCAUCAAAUCCAUUCAACUCCGCUAGACUCUCCGCUCCAUCGCUCUUUGAAAGAGCCAGGACCAUGACGCUCACCCCGAGUUCUUCUCGCUCAUCUUCUUACCCUCACCAACCCAAUUCUACUAACUUAUUUCCUGUAACAAAUAAAACUUCUUCCCCCACAUACUUGACCAACACCAAAAAAGCAAAGCUCUCCUCUCUCUCCCCACUCUCCACAGUGUCUACGAAUAACACCAAAGUGUCUCCCAGCAUUGUAAACAACACAAUAAUGACUUCCUCUUCGUCCUCUUACAAAAGCAGAGCCUCAGCUUCUUUGCAUCCCUCACCCAUCUCCCCUUUCAGUAAAGCCCAUAUAGUCUCCACAUCACCCUACAUUACUACUGUCCAAUAUGGUUUUUAUUUGCAGCUCCACUGCUCUGUUACUGGCAACCCAUCACCCAUUAUCAUUUGGAGGACCCCCAACAGGAAACUGGUGGACAUGCACUUUAGUUUUGACCGACGUCUGAAGGUGCACACUAAUGGCACCCUGUCAGUCCAGAGAGUAACAGAGAAGGAUGCUGGAGACUAUCUCUGUAUCGCGCGGAACAAGGUCUCAGAUGAUUAUCGCCUCUUGCGUGUCUCUGUGGCCACCAAGCCUGCCACGAUCGAGCCGAAGCAGCCACUCACUCACGUGGUGUCAUUGGGAAAGCCACUGAAGGUGGACUGCCAGGCAUCAGGACUGCCUGAACCAGCAGUCCGUUGGAGCCUACCAGAUGGAACCAUGGUCAACAGCGUGUUGCAGGGGGAAGACAGAGGCGGGCGAGCAGGGAGGUUAACUGUGUUUGAAAAUGGGACGUUACUGGUUCCAGCAGUGGGUAUGGGAGAAGAGGGAGACUACACGUGUUAUGCUGAGAAUCAAGGAGGUCAAGAUACCAUGCAGGUCAAAAUAAAGGUCAUGACAACUCCACCAAACUUCCCUGAAUUCAGAAGCCACCAUGUCAUCAAAGUACGUCAGGGCGUAACCGCCACAAUUCGCUGCCAGGCUACAGGAGUUCCUGCUCCAACAGUGACAUGGUUUUCCCCAACAGGCCGUGUCAUCCCACGACGUUUCGGAUCAGUGUUGUAUUCUGAGCGGGUUGUCGCCAAUUCAGACGGAACUCUGGAGGUUCGUCUGGCUCAAAAGAUCGACACAGGAAACUAUACAUGUCGAGCAAGCAACCCAGCCGGGGAGAGGAGCAUGGUGGUGGGCUUGAAAGUGGAGGCUCCUAACCAUGGACUGAGUGGCUGGGUUGGAGGAAGAGGUUGGAGCAAUAGCAAUGAGCCCCGCAGUGGUCCUUACAGUAGAUCAGGGGAUAGCAUGAAUAAUGCAAGGAUAAACCAGUAUGGAUUUACCAAUGCAGACACAAGCAAGCUUGGCAGCAAUAACAGCAGCAAUACAGGCCAGAAUGAUCGUAAUGGCAGAUUAAGACACAUUUUUCCAAACACUGGCUCUAGGAUAGCAACCAGCCGCUUUAAUCCGGCCAUUAGGAGUGAUAGUCGAGUUGGAUUGAACAGGCCAGUCAGUGGAAUCCCAACACAACUUGGAAGCAGUGACAUCAGUGUUGGGGUGAGCGGGGCUAAGAAUUUAGACAUUAAACCGGAUAACAUUGGAAUAAAUCAAAACGGACCUGGCAUUAUGAGUAACACUAAUAGGGUGGGUAACAGUCCCAGCACAGUCAGAGGAGAUAGCGCAGAAAGGAAUCCUGCGACUUAUAAUAAUGAAGUAAUUGCAAGAAAGGCUGAUGAUGAUGCUAACACCAGUAGAAACAAUGGCAGGAUAAGUGGUACUUCUAGAAAUAUCGGAGUUUUUAGCAGCAGCGUGUCUAAUAAUGGAGCUGGUACUGGCACACUCAGAGGAAAUGCGUUUAGUGGGAGUAGCAGCAGUAGUAGUACCAGUAUAGCUGCUAGUAAAACAGGUACUAAAAAUUCUACCAACACUUUUGUAGGUGUGGUAACGACAGUGAAGCAGCGAGCGGUGAAAGGCCAAACUGUUCUUUUGCCAUGCCCCUCCCAAGGCUCCCCUCCCCCUCGUGUGUCCUGGCUUCUGCCUGGUAACGGCGUGUUGCCAGCUCCUUACUAUGGCAGCCGACUCAUUGUGCACCGGAACGGGUCCUUGGAGCUGCGAGGAGUGCGGGCGAGUGAUGGAGGGACCUUGGCAUGUGUGGUUAGAGGGGAGAGAGAACAGACGCGGAUACAGGUGGAGCUGGAGGUCUUUGAGCCACAAGACGAGGCCAGAUCUCCACAUGGGGGAGUGGCUGUGGAAAAGCCUGCGCAGGAAAGUAGUUUCAUCGAGGCGCCUCGCUCAGGAGCUUCAUUGCAUUCAGCUCAAUCCUUUAGCUCAAGAAUCCCAGGUACUCAAGCGCCUCCACACAGAGCCCAGUCUCUGCAUGCGGCACCUCAUCCAGUUGGCCCUCCACCCCGCUCAACUAGCCCUGUCUCAGAGCCAGCAAUGAGCACCAGAACCGCUGCCUUGGUGAGCAUCAUUAAUGGAGAGACCCUUCGGCUGCCUUGCUCUGCUUCUCACACCCAUGGACACAUCCAGGGCGCUCUCUCAUGGACCAUGCCCAGUGGCAAGGUCCUGUCUCUGGGUGAGAGUGGUGACUCUGACAGGUACUCAGUCCAAGAAGAUGGGUCCCUCACAGUGCAACAGGCCUCUGUGUUCGACCGGGGAACCUACUCCUGCAGAUCCACCAGCGUCGACUCCUCCUCAGUUUCAGUCGUAACGGUUCCCGUCAUCAUCAUCGCCUACCCCCCACGCAUCACAUCAGGCCCCUCCCCUGUGACCUACACACGCCCCGGGGUGGCUGUGGAGCUGCCGUGCCAGACAAUAGCAACACCACGGGCAACGGUCGCUUGGGAAACACCAGAUCUGAAACAGCUGAGGGUGAUGGCUCAGGCUCGUAUCUAUGGCAACCGCUACCUUAGUCCAAAGGGUUCCUUGGUGAUACAAAACCCGACAAGUAGGGAUACAGGAUUUUACAGAUGCACUGCCAAAAAUGUAAUAGGUGUGGACACCCAGGCGACCUAUCUGCACGUUAUAUAACCGGGUGAAGUAAACAUCAACAUACAGCACCACCCGUCUUCUGUACUGGUGAAGGAACUCUGUUAACACUGUGGUUGUCCCACAUGCCCAAAGGAACUGCAAGGCUCCGUGCAGGAGAUACUAUUCCAUCUCAGAAAAGACACUUCUUAUAAACUAGUAUAUGUCUCAUGUAUGUAUUUUGUAUGUAUGACUUGGUAUGACUUUUCAAUACUGUAUCGUUUUCAUAUCAAUAAUUGCGAGAUUCUCUGCAGACACAACGUCAUGUAGGUUAUGUCUGUCUGCAUUAACAAAUAAUGUGCGUUUGAGGAGGGUUGUUUCUUGUAGCUGGAGAGACGCUUUUAUUUGUUGUGCUUUGUUUAUUUAAACGUAGGUAUUGAUGAACCAAAGAAAACACAUGUUGGUGAAGCUGAAAGAAAAACAUGCUUGACAUUGUCAGAUUGCUUUAUUUCAUUACUUUACACAUUCAUCCACUAACACUGAACUAGAGCAUACAGUUUUAUACUGACUUGGUAACUUAACAUUGUAGAAACAAGACAUCAUUACACAAAGAGGUUGCUUGCCCUUCAAAAGUAAUAUAAUCCUGUUUAAUCUUUGUGUAUAUUUACCAAAUAUACAUUGCAAAUUGGGACCUAAUUUGCCAAAAUACAACUUGGAUGCAAAAUUGAUAUUUACUGUAUUAAUUAUCAAAUCAAUGUUUUAGUUUGUUGUGGUGCAAAAACAGUAACACUAUUGGCAGCCUUAUUUUCAUUAUACUGCCUCAGUAUUUCAUUGAAACAGUAACAGACUCGAGCAUUGCAAACCACCCAAACACCAGCUUCUCCAGGACUUUUUGUACCGAACUCUUCUCAGGACUUAUUUGUGGGUUUCAAACUGACAAAUAUUGUUUUUCAAAAAUCAAGAAAGCAAUUCUUUAAAGAGUGGUCUUUGUGAUUAUUUAGAUACUAAAGAUGGUAUAAAUGUAUGCAUGGAGCCUGCCCUAAGUGUGUGCACAAUGCCAGCAGCUCAUAGUUGGCAUGUUUCCUCUCCUCUUUGAAGUUUUAAAUUAUUUGUCUUGUAAGACGCCAGUGUUUUGUCACAAAGGGAGAAAUUGUUAAAUGUUAUUGUUAAUGUUUCAUGAGUUAAAAUGUACCUGUGCUGUAUUUUGAACAGCUUCAUUUUAUAAAUAAAAAUGGAUCAAAUAACUCAAA